CGCGCGCGCGAGCUCGCCGCAGAGACAGGUCAGACUCAUUGUGGAUGGGAUCUCGUAACCUCCGGUCCGUUACGCGUUCAUUUCCUUCCGUGUAAAAAUGAAAACGGGGAAGUAGACGCGCAGAAUCGGUGCUCCUCACGCGCGCACGGACCUGACGCGAAUAUAUAUAGACACACACACACACACACACACACUUAUUUACAUACAUUGUGUGUGUGUGUGAUACAUUAUAGACUAUUAUUAUUAUUAUUAUUAUUAUUAUUUUUCCCCCCGUCUGUGAUUUGGUGAGUAACUGAUCCGGCCGUGAUGGAGUACUGGCGGCAGUGCGCGCUCUGGCUGAUCCGGUGUCGCGUGCUCCCGCAAGCGCACCGGGUCACCUGGGAAACGGCGCGCGCCUUCGACCUGGCGCAGAGUCUCCGGGACGGCGUGCUGCUGUGUCAGCUCCUCAACAACCUCCAUCCUCAAACCAUCAACCUGAAGGAGAUCAACCUCAGGCCACAGAUGUCCCAGUUCCUGUGCCUGAAGAACAUCAGAACGUUCCUGUCUGCCUGCUGCGAAGUGUUCGCUAUGAAGAAGAGCGAGCUGUUCGAGGCUUUCGACCUGUUCGACGUGCGCGACUUCGGCAAGGUGAUCGACACGCUGUCCAAACUGUCCAACACAACAAUCGCACUACAAACUGGAAUACGGCCGUUUCCGACAGAAGAAAGUGUGGAAGACGAGGACAUCUACAAUCACCUGAAAGACCUCAUAGAUGAGAAUGGCGUGGAUGAUGAAGAGGACCUGUAUGACUGUGUGUAUGAUGAUGAUGGUGGUGAAGUUUAUGAAGACCUGAUGAAGAUGGAAGCUGGAGCUCCACCGAAACAGGUGGAGACAGACAUCAGGAGCUGCUGCUUGGCUGAGAUCAGACAGACGGAGGAGAAGUACGCCGAGACACUGGAGUCUAUCGAGAAAUUCUUCCUCAGGCCGCUGGAGCAGUUUCUCACAGCGUCCGAGAUCAACAAGGUGUUCGUGAACAUUCCUGACCUAGUGAAAGUGCACAAGAGCCUGCUGCAGGACGUGCAGAACUCCAUCGGCCACCAGAGCGCCAGUAACCUCUACCAGAUCUUCAUCGAUUACAAGGAGAGGUUACUGAUCUACGGGAAGUACUGUAGCCACGUAGAGACCGCCAUCGCGUAUCUGGAUGAGCUCUGUAAAGAAAAAGAGGACGUGAGACAAAAACUAGAGGUCUGUUCCAAAAGGGCAAAUAACGGGAAGUUCACACUCAGAGAUCUCCUUGUCGUUCCAAUGCAAAGGGUAUUGAAGUAUCAUCUGCUUCUCCAGGAGUUAGUGAAACACACUAACGAUGCUGUGGAGAAGACCAACCUGCGCAGUGCUCUCGAUGCCAUGAAGGAUUUGGCACAGUAUGUGAACGAGGUGAAGAGAGACAACGAGACGCUGAGGGAAAUCGACCAAUAUCAGAAAUCCAUUGAGAACCUUAAUCAGCCUCUGUUAAAUUACGGGAGGCCCAAAGGGGACGGCGAGGUUCGAGUCUCAUCGGUGGACAAACGAGCCAAACAGGACAGGCACAUCUUCCUGUUCGACGCUGCCGUGAUCGUGUGUAAGAGACGAGGAGACGUGUACGAGAUGAAGGAGGUGGUCGACCUCCACAACUUCAAAAUCACCAACAACCCCACCUCGGAUAAGGAGAACCGCAAGUGGUCGUACGGGUUUUACCUCACACACAAUCAGGGACGGAGCGGCUUCGAGUUCUUCUUCAAGACCAAAGAGCUGAAGAAGAAGUGGCUCGAGCAGUUCGGCAUGGCCAUCUCCAACAUCCAGCCGGAGAACGCCACCAGCAACCAGCACGAGUUCCGCAUGCACACGUUCGAGAGGAUCACGGCCUGCAGCUCCUGCAAGAUGUUGCUCAGAGGGAUCUUUAAUCAGGGUUAUCGGUGCGCUAAAUGUGGAGAAGGAGCUCAUAAGGAAUGUUUGGCCAGAGUGCUAAUGUGUGGAAAAGGCAGCGGAUGCGAUAUGGGAUCCUCCAAAACACAGGACCGAUCACACAGCCGGAGAGCAGAUCCAGGUUUGCCAAAAAUGUUGGCUAUAAGGAAUUACCGCGGAGAUCCCGUGCCGCAAUGUGGCCCCGCCCUAAACAUCCAGCAGGGUGACAUCAUCGAGCUGAUCCGCGCAGACCUGCACAGCUCCUGGUGGCAGGGUAAAGUCUUGACGACGAGAGAGGUUGGAUUCUUUCCAAGCGACGCUGUGAAGCCUUGCCCGUGUGCCAAACCUAUUGAUUACUCUUCUCAGGCCUGGUUUGCAGGUGGCAUGCUGCGAGUGCAGGCAGAGGCGACGCUUCUGAACAGGCAGAACAGCACAUACCUGGUGAGGCAUCGAGGGCACGACAGUAACGAGUACGCCAUCAGCAUCAAGUUUAACAACGACGUGAAACACAUCAAGAUCUUAACCAGAGACGGCUUCUUCCAGAUCGCAGAGAACAGGAGGUUCAAGAGCAUCAUGGAGCUGAUUGAGUACUAUAAGCAUCACUCUCUAAAGGAGGGCUUCAGGACACUCGAUACAACGCUACAGUUUGCCUACAGAGAGCCAGAGAACGGAGGGAGCAUGUUGACUCCGAAGGUGAUCGGUGUGGCGAUCGCGCGGUACGAUUUCAGUUCUCGGGACAUGAGAGAGCUGUCGCUGCAGGAAGGGGACAUAGUGAGGAUCUACAGCAAACCCACAACUAACGGGUGGUGGAGGGGCGAGGUCAACGGCCGGGUGGGCUGGUUUCCCUCCACAUACGUAGAAGAAGAAGAGGAAUGAAAAACACACCAACAGAAGGAAGUAAAAAGGACAUUUUUUUAUGUUUACAUGCUGAGCUGGACUGAAUCAUGGACUCGUCCUGUUUAAACACGAGUCUGAAAGUGUCUCAGCAGGGACACUGAGUGCUUACCCAGAAUCCUUUGCUGUCAGCAAAGCAGUCACCAGUGAAGGGGUGUGUGUGCGCGCGUGUGUAUGCGUGUGUGUGUUACUGUGAGUGAUAGGUGGAAGUAAGAACCCCCACAGGCAUGUUGUGUGUGUGUGUGUGUGUGUGCGUGUGUGUGUGUGUGUGUGUGUGUGCGUGUGUCUGUAUAUAUCUUUGACAUUGUCACUAAUCAGCUGGAUUUAUUGUGUGGAUGUUUGUGUUUUCUUGUCCUCCAUUGUUGCUGCUUAUCUUGUAAGGACAUGUUUAUCUGAUUUGAGAGACAGAGAGAGAGCAGACACACACACACACACACACACACACACUCUCUGACACUCACCUCUAGCUAGUUCAUCCACUGCAUUUUUAAUCCAGUAUCCCGAUAGUAAAUGAUUGACAGCUCACACUCCUUGCUCUUAUCUGACCCACUAUCCAGCCACCAGAACCUCCAGCCAGACCGUUUCAGCCCAAAACUGAAAUGCGGCUUUAGAAUAAUUUAUAUUUUUUUUUUCGCAUCAGUUUUCACGGCCAUGUUACAGACGAGACUAAGAACAUGAAGGAUCAUAAAAGGAGUUUUGCAGAUAUUUAUUUGUUAUGUGUGCAACAAAUCUGUUCAGUAAUUUGAUCUCAUAGCAUGACUGUAGUGUGGAGCUGAAGCCACUAGAUGGCAGCAGCAUUAACGGAUUAAUAAACUGCCUCACAUCCCACAAUCACAUUACUAUCCUCUAACAGCCUUUAAAGACUUUUCUCUUUUUAGUUUCUCCCAGUAGCCUUGUACGCUAAAUCCUCAUUCCGCUACAAUACAGACCUCAGGCUUUAACCUCCUGCUGAGCAGUGAGAGAUAUCACAGAGCAGCUCCACUCUCUGUCCACAUGGACCAGCAGCGUGAAAGGAGAGUCCAAUCUAAAGAGAUUUACACAUUGCAGAACAUUCCAGGACCAAUCUAACAACUUUCUAGAACCUUCUAGGACACUAAGCCAUGGGGCAAUCCAGAACACAUACCAUUUCAGAAAAUCUAUAAACUCUUACUCAUUCUGGACCAUCACAGACAACCAAUCCAUUCUAGAACCUCUACAAUACAGACUCAUGCAAGAACCUCCCAGACAACCAACCCAUUCUAGAACCUCUCUAAUGCAGACUCAUGCAAGAACCUCCCAGACAACCAACCCAUUCUAGAACCUCUCUAAUACAGACUCGUGCAAGGACAUCCCAGACAACCAACCCAUUCUAGAACCUCUAUAAUACAGACUCAUGCAAGGACAUCCCAGACAACCAACCCAUUCUAGAAUAUCCCAGAAUACCAACCCAUUCUAGAACAAACCAGAAUAUCAACCCAUUCUAUAACUGCUAUAAUACAGACUCAUGCUAGAACAUCCCAGAAUACCAAACACAUUCUGAAACAUACCAACUAACCAGGACAUUAAAGGACAUUUGAGAACAGCAAUCCAUUCUUAAAAUUUAUAGAAUCCGUAUCUGGCCAAAAACUAUCUAAAACUUCAAAUUGAUCUACCAGAUAUACCAGAACGCCAACCCAUGUUAGAACCUCUAUAACACGGACUCAUUCUAGAACAGUUGGGAUACUCAACUCGUUCUAGACCAUUCAUGAACAGAUCCAUCCUUAAAUGUUCUCAAACACCUACUUAGACAUAGCUCAUAGGGCAAGUGGUAGCUCAGUGGUUAAGAUGUUGGACUUCUGAUCAGAAGAUUGUGAGUUCAGAUACCAAUACUGCCAACCUGCCACUGCUGGACCCUUGAGCAGAGCCCUUAACCCUCAACUGCUCCGUUGUAUAAGUGAGAGAAAUGUACGUUGCUCUGGAUAAGCUCGUCUGCCAAAUGUCAUACAUGUAAAUCUUAGACAUUCCAAAAUACAGACCCAUCUUAGAACAUAUUAAAAUACCAACUCAUUCCAGAACACUGAACCCACACAAAGCACCACCAGAUGAAUUCAACAAGCUUGUAGAAGCUUCUACAUUCCACAACACAUGCCAUUUCUGAAUCUCUAUAAACUCUUACUCUCAUUCUGGAGCUACAUACCCAACCCAUUCGCAUGAAUUCAAGAACAUCGAUCCGUUCUCAAGUGCUCUAAAAGCCUGAUCAAUCCCAAAACAGUACCAAUCACUAAUGAUCUUGAACAUUCCGGCAAACCGACCCAUCUUACAACAUUCCAGGACGUCAAAACAUGCCAGAACUCCAAGUCCAAACUCCAAAUAUUUCUUCUCCUGCUGUAAAAAAAAAAAAAAAAAAAACCCAACAAGCUGUGUUUCUUCAUUUGCCAUCACUUUGACAUCCCUGAGCUGAUAAUGCAUCCUGAUUGGUUAAUCCUGUUUCUCACUCAAUGUGACCGAGCAAGCUAAGAGAGGCAUUCAUUAAAUACGGAGGACUCAUAAUGAUGCACGACAAUGUUAUUUCACACAUAUAUAAUAAUCUGCGCGGUACGUGUGUUAUGCUAACCAUCCAUUCGGACUGUCCUCCCUUCCUCAUCCACGCCUCUGACUAACCGUGAUAGGAGUUCGUAUCUGCCCACAAUCCCAUGCUUCUAUAUGUCAGUCUGUCAUUUUAGACAUGUCAGUGCAUGGAUCUCUCUCUCUCUCUCUCUCUCUCUCUCUCUCUCUCUCUCUCUCUGUACUUGUGUGACCUUCCCACAGUGUGAUGAUGGUUAGCACAGACUGAUGAAAUCCUCCUACGAUUCAAUAACACACUUUUGUGCGGAACAGUUGAAUAGAUAAACAUCAUGUAGUCGUUCCCAUGUCCGAUGUUUUUUUCUUUCUUCCCCCUUCCUUGUGAAAUUUUAGAUUUGUAACCUUUCAUCCAACCUGUUAAAGCCACUAACAGCAUCAGAAAACUGUAUACGCCUAUAAAGGACCGUGAAUAUUCCUCUGGUACUCCUGCGUCUGUUGUUCACUGAAGCCAAAGAUCUGUGUGUAUGUGUUUGUAUGUAUGUAUGUAUGUAUGUAUGUAUGUAGGUAUGUGAGCCACAGUGGCCUGUGCAAUCCUGAAAUACUGCUGUGUUAUACUGUACAUAUGUAGAUAAUGCGCAAUAAAGUUAUAUUGCUUGUUUUUA
This is a messenger RNA of Ictalurus punctatus (channel catfish), 5996 nucleotides long. It is a transcript of the gene vav3a, whose product is annotated as guanine nucleotide exchange factor VAV3. The coding region runs from base 307 to 2796 and encodes 829 amino acids. Gene Ontology annotation, cellular component: plasma membrane; cytoplasm. The transcript has 27 exons. Lineage: Eukaryota; Metazoa; Chordata; Actinopteri; Siluriformes; Ictaluridae. Gene Ontology annotation, molecular function: guanyl-nucleotide exchange factor activity; protein binding. The record is from RefSeq and is a predicted model, not a curated record. Gene Ontology annotation, biological process: regulation of GTPase activity; intracellular signal transduction; cell migration.